Messenger RNA from Copidosoma floridanum, 4218 nucleotides. RefSeq lists its product as uncharacterized. The record is from RefSeq and is a predicted model, not a curated record. Lineage: Eukaryota; Metazoa; Arthropoda; Insecta; Hymenoptera; Encyrtidae.
AGAAGCUGAUACUCUACUUAAAUAAACUCGAUCAAAGAAUAGGGAAAAGAGAGAGGCUGAGAUGAUAAUAGUGAGAAGUUGAUAAAUUCUCAGGAGAGGUGUGUUAGCGUGUUAAGUCGAAGAAGUUCGUAAGUACUUUGAAGUUCUGCCCAAAGACAAUUUUUCAGUUCGGUUCGCCUUGCUUUUGAUCUAUUCAAUUAUCAACCUGUGUGCGUGUGCGCAACGUUAACGUUAACGUCGUUAACGGUAAUCGCGGUAAAAAAGGUAAAGUGAGUUAAGUAUGCAGCAGCGCGUAUUUUCAGACCUUUCGUUUUCGUCUUGACAGUGGAGCGUUGUCGAGGUACAGGUAUUAUAUUGUUGCCGUUGGUUGUGUGUAUACUUCACUCGCCAACCGCAAAAAAUAUUGUUCAGUGAAACAGUAUGUCGGCCGAUCAGCAGCAGCAACAAGAACAACGACGUCGAGGAAGUGACGUUUUCCUCGGCAGUUUCAGAGAGCAAGACGACGACGAACAGUCAAUCAUCGACGUCUUCGAAUUUGACGACACUUCCCAAGACAGAUGGCUGUGCUCACUGGGAAAUAGAUCCAGGAAGAAUAGCUUGGAAACUUGUAAGAUUGAGGAUCUUGAUGCCUGGUUGCAUGCUGAAAUAUCAGAGUUGGAUGCUGCCCCAGCGGAUUACAAUUCCAGACGAUCCAUUGACACUAGAACUUUUACAAGAAUCAAAAGGCGAUCCAACCGACUAAAUUCCGAUGGAAUUGAAGCUUCCAUAUCACCAGAAACAUCUCCAUUCUUUUUAUCCAAUAUCUGGAAAAAAAAUACCAUUCCAGAGUCCAAUGAAAAGGUUUUUAAUAACAAUGAUGAAGAACAAAUCAUGAAAAAUGAUAAGAGGGACAGCAUACCAAUGAUGCUGAGACCUAAAACAAACCAAGUACUGUCUGCCUUGUUAUCCGAAAGUCCAUCCUCUAUCAAUAGUCAAACUAGCAUGGAGGCUUUUAUGAGUGUAGCUAGAAAAAAGGGUAGUAAUUUUUUACUUAGCGAUGCAAGUGAUCCAGAUUUCAGUAGUGUCCUUAUGAAUAUAUCUCAGCCAUCUCUUUUAUGUACAUCGAUAACAUCAGAUGGCAGAGCCAAUGAUGCUGUAAGACAACAGUCAACAAAAAAUAAAAUGGAUAACAGUAUGACUGAUUCUCAAAUUUUAACUGAUUCAAUGAUGGAAGCAAGUAUGUUUAAAGAAGUCCAAGACACAACAGUUCUAGCUGAGUUUUUGAAAGAAAGCAAUGAUGUUACUCAUCAUACAAAAGAUAUCAAUUCUUAUUUUAAUGACAAAACAUUUACAAAUGAUGAUCUGGAUGAUAUAACAUGCACCAAAACGAGUAAUAAAGAAUCAGAUAGUUGUAAUGCAACUUUUGUGGCGGCUAAAGAGAAUUUUAAUUCAAAUGACACGUACAUUGCUGAUCAAUCUCCGCAGGAUAGAGUCAAUUCCGCUAACAGUACAACAAUCAUAUCACCUUUAAUGAAUAAAACUCUUAUUGUCAUUCCUACGACAACUUCAUUAAAUUCAACACAUGUACUUUCAAAUGGUCCAGAAUUGUGUGAAAAUUGUAUUUUAUCGCCGACGCUAAAAUUAUGUAGUGAACACAAGACUGAUUUGAAAUUUGAGGAAAAAUCUCCAUCUCCAAUCAAACGUAUGGAUGCGACUUUUCAAGCUUCAGAUAGCCAGUCUUCUGAGCUAAGUGGGUCAACCGAAAGUAACUCUAAAGACUCUAUUUUUUAUAAAAUUCCGCCUUUGCGAGCCCAGUUAUUAAAAGUAGCUCAGAGAAACAGUGAAGAUAAACUAAACACUACCUUCACGAAUUCUUCGACAAAAUUAGAUGUCACUUACGAUCAACAAGGUUCUGCCGAGCCACUACUUGAGGUUGAAAGUCUCGAUGCCACUUUCGUUUACGUGCCAUCAAAACAUAAAACCGAAUCUCAAAUUAAUAAACCAAGCCUUGAUGCUACCUACGAUGCAAUGACACUCGCGUCAAAAUUAAGCACUCCUACAAAUACGACCUCCACACAGCAUACAAGUUACGUUCCAAACAGAAAAUCUGAAGAAUCUCAAUCGUACUUACUCGAUCCCAAUCGAUUCAACACUUUUAAAAAAGACAAAAAAAUUGGUAGCCGAUUGUCAAAAGCAUUGCAAAAGCAAGAGCCCAGUGAUAUGUCAUCGUUGCCGCCUUCGCAAUCUCACGUGCCAAAUAACAAGGCUGUUGAUAAUUCUUAUCAGCAAAGGUACAAAACAUUUUCGAAAAGAACUAGUUUGGUGAAAGAACCUAUCUCUCUUACAAGACCCGCGUUCGAAAAAAAAGCAGAAGAAAAGCAACAAUUUGUGAAACCCUCUAUUCAGCAAAUACAACCACCUCGUAGAUUGUCCAAGUUACCGCAGUCGUUUCAAAAGUCUCAUCCCAAUCUUGGCUCGAACCUAAGACCACCCUCCAACAGUGGCAACAGAUUGUCAAUGUACGCUGGUGUUGGUUUUUACAAAGGAUCGCAGCAGAAUAUUUCGAAUAACAUGCAAGCGCUUGGAAGAUUCAAGUCGGAAAGACUGUUGCUAAGGAAGGCCAGCACCGAUUUUUCCACUAGCGACGGCACUAGUCAAUCAAUGGAGAGCAUUGAUAGCAACGGAAGCGCACACAGUGCACCUGAUCUCGAUGGUAGACAUAGUGUGGCUUCCGACAGUAGUAGAGCAUCUUACGUUAUCAAGCCCAAAAAUCCUGAUACUCUUAAGAAGUUAAGAAGUUUGGAAGAUAAGAUGGAAACAUUCAAUGGUUCUACACCGAAAGUUAGAGGGCAUCAAGUUCUUGAAAAUAACUGGGUUCAGGAGAAAGAUCUACCAUCGCCGAUACUUAAGAAUGGUGUUUCAAAGAAUCAUCCAGAAUGCGAUAGUAGAAGCUCUUCUCUGAGUGACAGUACAGAAUUCAGUGCAAAAACUAGCUCCCCUCUAACCAACAGUCCUUCCAACUCUGAUAACACAAUAAAUAUAAUAAAGGACGGUGGAAUUGGAACGAUAAAAGAAAACAUUCAAUCAGCAGAAAACUUGAAACCGAAACCUCAGAUCAAGGCCCCAAGUACAACAACGACAAAAGGGACGAUGUUGAGGCGGCCAUCCAACUGGACGGGAGCUUCAAACAAAGCCUCAAAUGGUCCAGUUAGCGGGAUUCCGCGACCAGCCUCCCGAAUCCCUGCUCCGAGGUUUGUUAGACCAAACCCAAAGUAAUCAAGUUAGCUUGUAAAAAGUAUGAAAAAAAUUUAUCCAUUCGGGCUGAUCAAAUCAGUACAAACCUAUCAGAUUAUGCUGUAAGUUGAAAGAAAUUUUACACUUCAAAGACUAUUUUUCUAUACGAGUUAUUGUAAAUAUAAGGAUCAUGUAAACUUUUGCUGAAAUUGUAUUUUACAAACAGUGCAUAAUCUUGAUAUUUUGUAUUUUUGACUUUACAUUUAUGCUGUUUGCCAUUACCGAAAAGAGGAAAAGUUAUUUGUCGAGACAUAAUCAGACUGCCAUUCAGUGCUCUAAGGAUAACAUAUUUUGUAUUUAAAAAAGUUUAAUGUAUACAGCAGAGCAUAUUAUAUUUAUAGUGACGAAAAGAUUGUUGCUUAUAACUGUUAUACAUCAUUUUUAUAUGCAACUUGUAGUUUGUAGAUGCUGUAUGUAGGAUCGUAUUAUUUUUAUUCCGUUUAUUUUUUUUUUAACCCCAGUUUAAUAGUUAUGGAUACUAUGCUCGAUUUAGGAUACUACGAGCGUUCAUUUUUUUUUCACAAGCUAUAUAUUAUUAAGUGCGUUUCUUUUUGCAAAUAAUAAUGCAUAAUAGAUGUACCUAAACAUAUAUUUUGACAUUUGAAUGUACCAUAAGACCCAUUAAUAUUUACAUAAACACUUGAUUGUGAAUUUGGACUGACAACUAGCUCAUAAGGUCAACGAAUGUAAACGAGUAUUUUUUGAAAUUUCUAAGUUACUGAGUAAGAAUGAGAUUCUAAUCGGACUAAAUGUAUUAAAAGAAUAUACUUUUCAUAAUAUAUUACAGAGCUAUUAAAAUUAAUUUAUUAAAUAAUUUUAAGGUUCAUUAAUGAACAGCACUAACUGAGAAAAUAUUCUGUUUGUUAUAUCAACAAAGUAAUAAUAAUGUGAAACAACUGUUGGAAAAAUGUGAUAAAAUUUUGUUAUACGGUUCCAGUAGACCAC